Messenger RNA from Lineus longissimus, 1458 nucleotides. RefSeq lists its product as uncharacterized. Gene Ontology annotation, molecular function: RNA polymerase II cis-regulatory region sequence-specific DNA binding; DNA-binding transcription factor activity, RNA polymerase II-specific. The transcript has a single exon. Gene Ontology annotation, biological process: regulation of transcription by RNA polymerase II; anatomical structure morphogenesis; cell differentiation. Bases 1 to 1458 code for a protein of 485 amino acids. The record is from RefSeq and is a predicted model, not a curated record. NCBI's taxonomy places the organism in Eukaryota, Metazoa, Nemertea, Pilidiophora, Heteronemertea, Lineidae.
AUGUAUAGCACUGCAACGAGACAGGACGCCCGGAAUCAAGCGAUACCUAACUACCAAAAAGUAAUGUCCAACUCCAGCGUGCAACCUUCCACCAUGCAAGCGACAGAACGACGUGAUGUCAUUCAGAAGCUACAACCACUACGAACUCUAUCGGGGAAUAAUACAACGAUGUCCGCCAUGCCGCUAUCCCAGCAGGAGUCGUCGGCGUCGCCACGGCUGAAGCAGAACUACGUCGAGACGCCGCUUUCCCCUGACGACCACGAGAAUUUGUCGAGACACAUCAACAAGUUUUUAGACAUUUACGGGAAGUUGGAGCCCGUGAAUCACCCGGAUGUUAAGCCGAACUAUUCGUAUACCGAGCUUCUUAUGAUGGCGAUUCUACGGUCACCAAACUACUGCCGCCCGAUCCAGGAGGUCUAUAGCUACAUACGAGAGAAGUAUCUCUUCUACAAACACACGAAGAAGGGCUUCUGGAAGAACGCCAUACGUCACAGUCUGUCCAAAACGAAAUGCUUUACGAAGUUGGGUGUCAGCCGCAGUAUGAAGACUGCUGGAGUUCUGAACCGGCCCGUUUAUCUUUGGACGCUGGUUCCCGAGUGCUUGGUAAAGUUCGCUGAAGGUGGCUAUCGGGUUAAUUUGGACAGUAACGGUGCAAACAAUCUCAAGUGUGCCUUCACGCAAGUCAACGCCGAAGCAUUCUGGACCAACGUUGCAAAGACACUCGCCCUGGUUUUGUCCGCCAUUAAGACGUCGCUUACACCAGAAACAACCACAACCUUCGCCAAGGAGCAGCAAGCGCCAAAACGGGACCCGGAAGUACGAAGCUGCAAUAACGAACAAAGGACCGGAAGUCCCGACCACACGUCUCAGCCAAUGAAGCGGGUCAAAUUGGAGCCGAAUUCGUACACGCCGAAUGGAGAUAUUAGCAAUGUGCGCGUCCCAAAAUUCGCAUACAGCCCUGUUGCACCCUUUCAGCAAUUCGAAGCACGUCCAUUUUCUCACCUCUAUGGAAAUACGGACAAUUCUUACAGUUGUGGAUACGAUUUCUCUUCUAUGAUACCGGAUAUAGCUCAGAAUUUCACCAUGGGGCGUCACUACGACCAGAACACGCCAGCCGUACAUCCUGCUUACGUGCAGACGUCACCUUACGCGUACACGACAUUGCGCAAUCGCGAGGAGGAAAACAACAGAAAAUGCAAUGUCACGUCACCAAAUCAGCACUCUACGUCACCGAAUUCUUCCAUCGACGUCACAGGAUUGGGUAAUUCGUCAUUUUCCGAUUCUUUCCGAAGUGUGGAUAACGAGGAUCGGAAGACGUACGUGGAAGUCGAAACAACCGACUUCGGUGGUGAAUAUAGUUUUGAACCAGUGGCGUCGAAAUUCGAAACGCAACGAGUUGGGAAUGAACUGAUGGAAUUGUUGGUGCAAGGUGGACUUACUGGGAUGUAUCAGUUUUAG